This is a messenger RNA of Nematolebias whitei (Rio pearlfish), 1379 nucleotides long. RefSeq names its product translocase of inner mitochondrial membrane 29 (gene timm29). The record is from RefSeq and is a predicted model, not a curated record. Gene Ontology annotation, biological process: protein insertion into mitochondrial inner membrane. Lineage: Eukaryota; Metazoa; Chordata; Actinopteri; Cyprinodontiformes; Rivulidae. Gene Ontology annotation, cellular component: TIM22 mitochondrial import inner membrane insertion complex. The transcript has 2 exons. Bases 90 to 812 code for a protein of 240 amino acids.
AAGAAGAAGAAGAAGAAACACCAUUUUGUCUGUUUGGCUCCUGUUUGACGUGUGGAACUGCGAUAGCAGGUGACCGUGUCCAGGAGAACAUGGUUUGGUUCCGAGCUGUGGGGAGAAUGUUCUGUUCGACGGCCCAGUCCGGAGCAGCUCCGGGCUCUGCCAGCCGCUGGGAGAAGAUGAAAACCAGUAAAGCAGGUGUGUGGUGUCGCAGUUUGCUCUCCGACUACAGAGAAGCGUGCAGGGAGACGGUGGUUGGUGCGUGGGAGCGGCCACUCAAGACCUCGUUAUAUGCAAGUCUGCUGGGCAGCGCCUGGAUCUGUUUCUACACAAAACCUGACCGCUCGUUGUUUGAGGCCGCCCUGCUGGAGCGCUCCAACCAGCUGGCUCUGCUGUCGCCGUGGGUACGCAACGCCACGUCCGACAGCCACGUGCAGAGUCUGAUGAAGCUUCGUAAUGAGGGCCGACUUCGCUGUGCCAGCCUGGGACUGCUGAGUGUGAUCUACAGAGCCGACUUUGACCCUGACGUCACACUGUAUGAAGCCCGGUGCUCCAACCUGUCCACUCCAUGGAGGGAACUCCCUCAACGGGUGCUCGACAUCGGCUUCGCUGGCCACUGGUGGAUUCUAGACUCCAAGAUGAAUGACUACGAUGUUAACGAGGAGGAAUUCAAGUUCCUGCCAGCAUACAUGCAGGCUACGUCACCUCCCAGUGUUCAGGAGGUGGGGAAGAACCAGAACUUGCACAAAGACUCCUGGUUACCGCUGACGAUGGAGGAGGAGAAAGCUCAUGCUGUAGAGAUGAAGAGGAGCUGACAAACACGCUUGAACUGUGAGGACGUCACUUUCCACAAAACUCUAGCCCCGUCCAGUUAAUCUCUCUUUCUCUCCCCCCUCUAUGAAAGGAGGGCGGUCAUGUAAGAGCCAGUGUGUUCAUUUGUCUUGAAUUUCAGCAAAGCAUCUCUGAACUCAAAGUAACUAUUGGGUGUGAUCACUAAUCAACUUCAGCCGGCAAAUGUGGCUAAACUUCAGUCAGAACUAAAGAAAUCAGGUUGACAUUUGAUGAUGUAGGUGAUUCCAACACACUGAGUGAGCACUAACAGAUCUCUCUACAUUUUCAGGGUUUGACCAGUUUCAACUAAGUGACUCCAACUCUCUCUCAGCGGGUGAUAUGCAUUGUUUAAGGAAUGCUACUAUGUUUUUUGUUCUGCUUUGUUGUCCGUUUACACUCUGUGAUGAACUUCUCCACGAAAAGAGAAACUUUAGUCGAAGUCGAAACAGAUCUUUAAAGCUCCUGUGACCUGCAUAUCCUACAAAUAAACAAGUGCAAGAAAACAUCUUAACAUUAAAACAUUUUGGCAUGAAACUCAGGAUUUUACAUUU